GGGGAUGGAGGUGCUGCCCGGCCGGGGUUGAAUCGUUGGCAGAUUCCGAGCUGUGGCAUGAGCGCAAUUGUGGGCAAAACAAGAAAAGAAUAAUGCCGUGAGGGGCAGAGUGGCUGCUGCAGCCUCUUCUUUAUAUAUAUAGAAAAAACAACGGCUUCCUGGUUAUGUAGAAUUACAGCCUGUUAAAGUUUUAUAACAACAGGCAGGACUUUUGACAGAUUUGAGUAAAUUUAUUUUUGAAAAUAGAAAUCAAGAGAGGACCUUGAACAACCGAGGGGGAACCCAUAGAAACCGGCUCUGAGAACUUCUGAUCCUUCCCUCCCUUCUGUGGAGCCGUUCUCCACACUUUCCUUCCUGCCGUGCGUAUCGGGGCCGUCGGAGGCCGUUGCGUCUGCUCUGUUUGUGCAGUUUUUUUUAUAACGCGCUCCGCCGCCAUAUUGUUGUGUGGCUCGGUUCUGGAGAGAGCGGGGUUGGUGUUGGUUCAGAUAAAGGGUUACUGGAAGGAAUCAGAGUGGGGAGAAGGGUGCAAAGAAACGAAGAAGAAACUGCUGGAAGAAAAAUAAUAAAGCCGUAUCUCCUCUUCCACGUCUUCCCUCCCCCUCCCCUCUUCAAUCUCACCCUCCCUACGCAACCCAGGCUCGCAGUCCUGGCAAAGGAGACCUAAUUCCUGGUGCUGAUUUACUGGAUAUUGUUCCAUGGACAGCGGCAGCCCUCAGGCUGUGCAAUGGUCUCUGCAACACAACCUGAGCUCGAGGUGGUGCUUUUAUGUACAGAUAUAAAUUGUUUUCCUAUUUUCAUUGAGGAGGCAAUUUAUUUUUCUCUUUCAACAACCACAUAGCUAGACAAAAUUGCAAAAAUCUGUCCUGUGUCGACUAUGACAGCCACGACCCGUGGCUCACCUGUAGGAGGGAACGACAACCAAGGCCAAGCUCCGGAUGGCCAAUCCCAGCCUCCUCUCCCACAGAAUCAGAUCUCCUCACCAAACACAUCAAGUGAAAAUUCACCAGUUAGCCCUCCUGAUGAACAAGGACAAGGUGAUGCUCCUCCUCAACUUGAGGAAGAGGAGCCUGCAUUUCCUCACACCGAUUUAGCAAAGCUGGAUGAUAUGAUUAAUAGGCCUCGUUGGGUGGUCCCAGUGUUGCCGAAAGGUGAAUUAGAAGUUUUACUUGAAGCUGCUAUAGACCUUAGUAAAAAAAGCCUUGAUAUUAAAAGUGAAGCAUGUCAACGCUUUUUUCGUGAUGGGCUCACAAUUUCAUUCACAAAAAUUCUAACAGAUGAGGCUGUGAGCGGCUGGAAAUUUGAAAUUCAUAGAUGUAUUAUAAAUAAUACCCAUCGCCUCAUAGAACUGUGUGUGGCCAAGCUGUCCCAGGACUGGUUUCCUCUUCUUGAACUCCUUGCAAUGGCCUUAAAUCCUCACUGCAAAUUUCAUAUCUACAAUGGUACUCGCCCCUCUGAAACCGUUCCUGCUGGAGUGCAGUUGGCUGAAGAUGAACUCUUUGCACGCCCACCUGACCCACGUUCACCCAAGGGUUGGCUUGUGGAUCUUAUCAACAAAUUAGGGACAUUAAAUGGAUUCCAGAUUCUACAUGAUCGGUUUGUCAGUGGGUCAGCAUUAAAUGUUCAGAUAAUUGCAGCACUCAUCAAACCUUUUGGCCAGUGUUACGAAUUUCUCACCUUACAUACAGUGAAGAAGUACUUCCUUCCAAUAAUAGAAAUGGUUCCACAGUUUCUAGAAAAUCUGACAGAUGAGGAACUGAAGAAAGAAGCGAAGAAUGAAGCCAAAAAUGAUGCUCUAUCUAUGAUAAUUAAAUCGCUAAAAAAUUUAGCUUCACGUGUUCCUGGGCAGGAGGAGACAGUCAAAAGUUUAGAAAUAUUUAGGUUAAAAAUGAUAUUAAGAUUGUUGCAAAUUUCAUCUUUCAAUGGGAAGAUGAAUGCACUAAAUGAAGUUAACAAGGUGAUUUCUAGUGUGUCUUAUUAUACUCAUCGCCAUGGCAGUCCUGAAGAAGAAGAAUGGUUGACAGCAGAGAGAAUGGCAGAGUGGAUUCAGCAAAACAAUAUUCUGUCAAUUGUGUUGCGUGACAGUCUACAUCAACCUCAAUAUGUUGAAAAACUGGAGAAAAUACUUCGCUUUGUAAUAAAAGAGAAAGCACUCACCCUUCAAGAUCUUGACAAUAUUUGGGCAGCACAGGCAGGUAAACAUGAGGCGAUUGUGAAAAAUGUCCAUGAUCUACUUGCAAAAUUGGCUUGGGAUUUUUCUCCAGAACAGCUUGACCAUCUUUUUGAUUGCUUUAAGGCAAGUUGGACAAAUGCAAGUAAAAAGCAGCGUGAAAAGCUUCUAGAAUUGAUUCGUCGUCUUGCUGAGGAUGACAAAGAUGGGGUAAUGGCACAUAAAGUCCUAAAUCUGCUGUGGAAUUUAGCACAUAGUGAUGAUGUACCUGUUGACAUAAUGGAUCAAGCUUUAAGCGCACACAUCAAAAUCCUGGAUUAUAGUUGUUCUCAGGAUCGGGACACCCAGAAGAUUCAGUGGAUAGAUCGUUUUGUGGAAGAACUCCGUACAAAUGACAAAUGGGUCAUUCCUGCUUUGAAACAAAUUAGGGAAAUCUGCAGUUUAUUUGGAGAAGCACCACAAAAUUUAAGUCAGACCCAAAGAAGUCCUCAUGUGUUCUAUCGGCAUGAUUUGAUUAACCAGCUUCAACAUAAUCACUCGUUGGUCACCUUGGUAGCUGAAAACCUCUCUGCAUAUAUGGAAAACAUACGGCAGUUUCACAAAGAGAACCCAGAGUAUGAUCCACAAACAGUACGAUCGGGAAGCCGCUAUAGUCAUGUACAAGAAGUCCAAGAAAGACUUAAUUUCUUGAGGUUUUUAUUAAAGGAUGGUCAGCUGUGGUUGUGUGCUCCUCAAGCCAAGCAGAUCUGGAAAUGCUUGGCUGAGAAUGCCGUUUACCUUUGUGAUCGUGAAGCCUGUUUUAAGUGGUUUUCAAAGUUAAUGGGAGAUGAGCCUGACUUAGACCCAGAUAUUAACAAGGACUUCUUUGAAAAUAAUGUUUUACAACUGGAUCCAUCUCUCUUAACGGAAAAUGGAAUGAAGUGCUUUGAACGUUUUUUCAAAGCUGUCAAUUGUCGAGAAGGGAAGCUUGUAGCAAAACGGCGUGCUUAUAUGAUGGAUGACCUUGAGUUAAUUGGACUGGAAUAUCUAUGGAGGGUUGUAAUUCAAGGAAGUGAUGACAUUGCCAGUCGAGCAAUAGAUCUGCUGAAGGAAAUAUACACAAAUCUUGGGCCAAGGUUGCAGGUUAAUCAAGUUGAGAUUCAUGAAGACUUUAUUCAGUCAUGUUUUGAUCGAUUGAAGGCUUCCUAUGACACACUGUGUGUACUGGAUGGCGAUAAAGACAGUAUUAAUUGUGCAAGACAAGAGGCAAUACGGAUGGUGCGCGUUUUGACAGUGCUGCGCGAAUACAUAAAUGAAUGCGACAGUGACUACCAUGAAGAGCGAACAAUUCUUCCCAUGUCUAGAGCUUUUCGUGGGAAGCAUGUGUCACUGGUUGUACGAUUUCCAAAUCAAGGACGUCAAGUAGAAGAUUUGGACAUUUGGUCUCACACAAAUGACUCCAUUGGGUCUGUUAGGCGCUGCAUCCUCAGUAGAAUAAAAGCCAACAGUGCACAUACAAAAGUUGAACUGUUUAUUGGUGGUGAACUUGUAGAUCCUGCUGAUGAUAGAAAAUUGAUUGGACAGUUGAACCUUAAAGAUAAAACACUUAUUACAGCCAAGCUAACACAGAUAAGUUCAAAUAUGCCAUCAAGUCCUGACAGUUCAUCUGAUUCUUCAACUGGCUCCCCUGGAAACCAUGGUAACCACUACAGUGAUGGGCCCAAUCCUGAAGUAGAAAGCUGUUUACCUGGAGUGAUAAUGUCUUUGCAUCCCCGAUACAUUUCCUUUCUCUGGCAAGUUGCUGACCUAGGCAGUAGUUUAAACAUGCCACUUCUGAGAGAUGGCGCUCGUGUCCUAAUGAAACUCAUGCCUCCUGAUAACACUACAGUAGAAAAAAUUAGGGCUAUUUGCUUGGAUCAUUCAAAGCUUGGUGAAAGCAGUCUCAGUCCAAACUUGGACUCGCUCUUCUUUGCACAGUCUGCCUCACAGGUGUUAUAUCUAACUGAGGUAGUAUAUGCUUUGUUGAUGCCUGCCAGUGCACCUUUGGGAGAAGAUGCAAGUGAUUUCCAAUACAACUUCUUAAAAAGUGGUGGUGUGUCCCUUGUUUUGGGGAUGCUUACAAGGAAUAAUUUCCUGCUAAAUGCUGAUGUGGAGACACGAAGAGCUGCCUAUCUCAAUGCACUAAAAAUAGCCAAAUUAUUGCUCACAGCUGUUGGUUAUGGGCAUGUUAGAGCUGUGGCAGAAGCAUUUCAGCCAGUUGUGGAAGGAUCAAGCACUGUUUCACCAAUAAACCAUGCUACUCAUAGCCAAGCUGUAGUUCUGCAAAAUGCUCUGCACAACAUUCCUAAUCCUACUUCAGACUGUAUGUUGAGAAAUGUAGCCAUUCGCCUUGCCCAGCAGAUUUCAGAUGAGGCACUAACUCAUGCUGAGGCCUCAAAAUACAUCCCAGACAUUUGUGUUAUUAGAGCAGUCCAAAAAAUUGUUUGGGCCUCAGGUUGUGGCUCAAUACAGCUUGUGUUCAGUUCUAAUGAGGAGAUCAGCAAAAUAUAUGAAAAAACAAAUGCAGGAAGUGAGCCCGACUCUGAAGAUGAGCAUGUUUGCUGUGAAGCCUUGGAGGUGAUGACACUGUGCUUUGCACUGGUUCCGACAGCACUGGAUACACUUAGUAAAGAAAAGGCAUGGCAGACCUUCAUAAUUGAUUUGCUGCUCCACUGUCACAGCAAAGCAGUUAGGCAGAUGGCCCAAGAGCAGUUCUUUCUAAUGGCUACCAGAUGCUGUAUGGGACAUCGACCGCUUCUUUUCUUCAUCACUCUGCUCUUCACAGUAUUAGCAAGUACUGCACGAGAGAGGGCAAAACAUUCAGCAGAUUACUUCACACUUUUAAGGCAUCUGCUUAACUACGCGUACAACAGUAACAUUAACUUGCCUAACGCAGAAGUUCUACUCAACAAUGAAAUUGACUGGCUCAAGAGAAUUAGAGAUGAGGUGAAGCGAACAAGCGAAACUGGGGUUGAAGAAACAAUUCUGGAGGGUCAUCUUGGAGUUACAAAGGAGCUGUUAGCAUUCCAGACACCUGAAAAGAAAUUUCAUAUAGGUUCAGAAAAAGGAGGUGCUAAUCUCAUUAAGGAACUGAUAGAUGACUUCAUAUUUCCAGCCUCUAAUGUGUACCUACAGUACAAGAAGAGUGGAGAGUUGCCAUCUGAACAAGCGAUUCCUGUCUGCAGUGCACCAGCUGCAAUCAAUGCUGGUUUUGAAUUGUUGGUAGCAUUGGCUGUUGGUUGUGUGCAAAACCUCAAACAAAUAGUGGACACCAUAACAGACAUGUAUUAUGCAGGUUGCGAAGCACUGACAGAGUGGGAGUAUUUGCCACCAGUGGGACCACGUCCAUCAAAAGGAUUUGUGGGGUUAAAGAAUGCUGGUGCUACUUGUUACAUGAAUUCUGUUAUUCAGCAGCUGUAUAUGAUUCCAGCUAUUAGAAAUGGUAUCCUUACUAUUGAAGGCACUGGUAGUGAUGUUGAUGAUGAUACUUCUGGGGAUGAAAAGCAGGACAAUGAGAGUAAUGUUGAUCCUAGAGAUGAUGUUUUCAGUUACCACCACCAUUAUGACAAACCAGUAAUUGGGAAAACAGAAGAUCGGAAAGAGUACAAUAUUGGCGUUCUGAGACAUCUUCAGGUCAUUUUUGGGCAUUUGGCUGCCUCCAGAUUGCAGUACUAUGUGCCUAGAGGGUUCUGGAAACAAUUCAGGCUUUGGGGUGAGCCAGUCAAUCUGCGAGAACAACAUGAUGCUUUAGAGUUCUUCAACUCAUUAGUAGAUAGCCUGGAUGAAGCGUUGAAAGCUCUUGGCCAUACAACUAUGCUCAGCAAAAUUCUUGGUGGUUCCUUUGCUGAUCAGAAGAUAUGUCAAGGCUGCCCUCACAGGUAUGAAUGUGAGGAAUCCUUCACAACACUGAAUGUUGACAUUAGAAAUCAUCAAAAUCUGCUUGACUCACUUGAGCAGUAUGUUAAAGGAGAUUUAUUGGAAGGUGCCAAUGCAUAUCAUUGUGAGAAAUGUAACAAAAAGGUGGAUACAGUGAAGCGUUUGUUAAUAAAGAAGUUGCCUCCAGUUUUAGCGAUUCAACUCAAGCGAUUUGAUUAUGACUGGGAAAGGGAAUGUGCAAUUAAAUUCAAUGACUAUUUUGAGUUUCCUCGAGAGCUGGAUAUGGAACCAUACACAGUGGCUGGGGUUGCCAAAUUGGAAGGAGAUGACAUCAACCCAGAAAAUCAGUUGAUCCAGAAUGACCAGCCAGAUAAUGAACAGCCUGGUAGCACGAAAUAUAGACUAGUUGGUGUGCUAGUGCAUAGUGGUCAAGCUAGUGGUGGGCAUUAUUAUUCAUAUAUCAUUCAGCGAAAUGGUGGAGAUGGUGAAAAAAACAAGUGGUACAAGUUUGAUGAUGGUGAUGUAACAGAGUGCAAAAUGGAUGACGAUGAAGAAAUGAAAAACCAAUGUUUUGGUGGUGAAUACAUGGGUGAAGUGUUUGAUCAUAUGAUGAAGCGUAUGUCAUACAGGCGACAGAAACGAUGGUGGAAUGCUUACAUCCUUUUUUAUGAACGAAUGGACACAUUAGAUAAAGAUAAUGAAUUAAUUAAGUACAUCUCUGAGCUGGAGAUCAGCAUUAAACCACACCAGAUAAAAAUGCCAAUUGUCAUUGAGCGAAGUGUACGGAAACAGAAUGUGCAAUUUAUGCACAACAGAAUGCAGUAUAGUUUGGAAUACUUCCAAUUCAUUAAGAAACUUUUAACAUGUAACAGUGUCUACCUGAAUCCUCCACCUGGACAAGAUCAUCUAUUAUCAGAAGCUGAAGAACUAGCUAUGAUAAGUAUUCAACUUGCUGCAAGAUUCUUGUUUACUACUGGGUUUCACACAAAGAAAAUAGUCCGAGGUCCAGCAAGUGAAUGGUAUGAUGCACUGUGUAUCCUGCUUCGUCAUAGCAAGAAUGUACGCUGUUGGUUUGCACAUAAUGUUCUUUUUGCCUAUCCAAAUCGCUUCUCAGAGUACCUUCUGGAGUGCCCUAGCACUGAAGUAAGGAGUGCAUUUGCUAAGCUUAUUGUAUUUAUUGCACAUUUUUCAUUGCAAGAUGGACCAUGCCCUUCACCAUUUACAUCCCCAGGACCUUCCUCUCAGGCUUUUGAUAAUUUAAGUCUCAGUGAUCACCUUCUCAGAGCUGUUCUGAAUCUACUGCGACGAGAAGUAUCUGAGCACGGGAGGCACUUGACACAGUACUUUAAUCUCUUUGUUAUGUAUGCAAAUCUAGGUGUGGCAGAAAAGACACAAUUACUUAAACUGAAUGUUCCUGCAACGUUUAUGUUAGUAGCUCUGGAUGAAGGCCCAGGACCACCUAUCAAAUACCAAUAUGCUGAACUGGGAAAACUUUAUGCUGUGGUAUCACAGUUAGUCCGUUGCUGUGAUGUAUCAUCACGCAUGCAGUCCUCAAUUAAUGGAAAUCCACCCCUGUCAAAUCCUUAUGGUGACCCUAAUUUGACCCAGCCUAUAAUGCCAGUCCAGCAGAGUGUGGCAGAUAUCCUGUUUGUACGAACUAGUUAUGUGAAAAAGAUUAUUGAAGACUGCAGCAAUUCUGAAGAGACCAUCAAACUGCUUCGCUUUUGUUGCUGGGAAAAUCCACAGUUUUCUUCCACUAUACUCAGUGAACUCCUUUGGCAGGUGGCAUAUUCUUACACCUAUGAACUUAGGCCCUACUUAGAUCUUCUGUUGCAAAUCUUGCUUAUAGAAGAUUCAUGGCAAACCCACAGGAUUCAUAAUGCUCUGAAGGGAAUACCUGAUGACAGAGAUGGGCUUUUUGACACUAUCCAGCGUUCGAAAAACCAUUAUCAGAAGAGAGCAUAUCAGUGUAUUAAGUGCAUGGUUGCCCUCUUCAGCUCCUGUCCUGUAGCCUACCAGAUUCUCCAGAGUAAUGGUGACCUGAAACGAAAAUGGACAUGGGCAGUGGAGUGGCUUGGUGAUGAGCUGGAACGGAGGCCAUAUGCUGCAAAUCCUCAGUAUACCUACAACAACUGGUCACCGCCUGUACAAAGUAAUGAAACCUCAAAUGGUUACUUCCUUGAGAGAUCACAUAGUGCCAGGAUGACUCUUGCAAAAGCAUGUGAACUGUGUCCUGAAGAGGAGCCUGAUGAUCAAGAUGCACCAGAUGAACAUGAUUCAUCCCCACCAGAAGAUGCUCCCUUAUACCCACAUUCACCAAACUCCCAGUAUCAACAGAAUAACCACGUGCAUGGUCAACCAUACACAGGUCCAGUGGCACAUCAUAUGAACAACCCUCAGCGAACUGGUCAGCGAGCACAAGAAAAUUGGGAAGGCAGUGAAGACAUUCCUGCAUCACAGACAAAAGAUUAACACAUAAUUCUCCAAUGUACCCAAUAAAGACACUGGCUCAAGCACAUGCCCAGGCCUUACAGUUCACUUCUCUGGGUCCGUCUACACCAGUGAAACAAAUACCUUUUUAAAAAAAAAAUACUGUCCGACCUGGAGUGGGAAGAGUCUAUUCACUGUCUGCCCUGCAGAGCAAUGCUGUUGACAUAUAACCUGCCUGCAGUGGAAAAGUGUAUAGUGUUUUGUAAUAAAUGGCCUGAUGCUAAUGUAUAAAUGGCAAGGUGUAUAUAGUAUAUUAAUGUUUGACUGUUAAAUCCUCAGCAAUGCAGAAUUGCUUGAGGAGUGUUGCAGACCUACAGAUCUAAGACACACAAAUCUAAUCUUUGCUUUAUCAGCUGUGCUCAGCUUUGAGGGUAACCUGCCGAAUGGCAGUGUGGAUCAGAUUAUUUUCAAGAUACAUGGCCAUGUCAACCAGACAGAAAAAAAAACAUGUUAACUCAUGCCACCGGAGUUGCUUUUACUUUGGGUUAUUUGAUGGUGACUUUUUAACAUUUGGUUGAUGUGGGACACUGGUGAUGUAUUGUUGCUCUGGAUUUCUUUUUCAUUGCCUUUUUCAUUCUGGUCUUAGUUGAAUCAUUUUGAAGCUCUAGUUAUGCUGUAACAUUUAGCAUGGCUUCACAUCAGAUUAGUGUAGCCAAUGAAAGAUGAUCCUAAUGACAGCAGUUUUUUAAUCCCUGAGCAAAAAACGUGCUCUGCUCAGAGCUUUUUUUCCUUUUCUGUUACACCUUGAUGGUUCAAUUGGAGAAAAAUGUGAGUAUAAGUGGCUUUCAAUUGCACAUAUAUUCAGAUCUAAUAUUUGACAGUCUAUGGGUGGGAUAAAGGAUUAUUAGUUUUGAAUUAUAGGAAUUUAAAGGAAAAAAUAUAUGCAACCGUUGCUAUGCCAGGAUGCCUGGAGCAUAAUAGACAGUACAUGGUGUGCUUGUUUUAUUUCCUUGGUAGAGCUUACUUAGAUUAACUUCUAAACUUCCCUCUUACUGCAACUCAGUGAAGUAGAAUUAAAUCAAGAUGUACAUGACUGACACAGUGGGGACAUCUCACUGAUUUGUUGCAGUCACAAUUCUACUGGAAAGCAGAAAAUUGUCUUAGCUCCUUGCCCAUCCUGUCAGCCUAAUUCAGAUAUAAGCAAGAUUGUAAUUUUAAGAAAAACUGCUGGUUAGUCAUGAUUCUUGCAGGAUUCUCACUCAAUUCCAAAAGUAGCCUUUUGUUUAUGGAUUUUGAGGAAAUAAUCAGUAAAUACUGUAUUUAAAAAAAAAUUGGUAACUUGAAUGUGUAUUUUUUUGGAAUUUGUCUCAAACCAAAUACCCCUGCAAAACAGACUCAACCCAUCCUAUUAUAUUUAAAUAUUUUGCAGUUUUAUUUUAUAGAAAUUAUUUUGCUGAAUUCAAAAGAAGAACAUGAAUUAAAAGGAACAUUUUGUCCUGUGUUCUUAUUUAAAAAAAAACAAAAAAAAAAUUGACUGUGCAGAGUUCCAUGCCAUGUGUGACUUUGGUUUUGGCCAUGAUGUGACAUUGAAUUCUGAAACUACAGUCGCACUGUGACCUUUCACUUGGAAUUUUUUUGUGCACAGAGGUAUACUUACAACUAAACUCCCCCUAGCAACAAUAAAGAAAUUGAAUUAUUGACACAGUGAACACUUUGUCUUUCAUUUCAUUUGUUAAUAAACUUGAUUUCUCCAAUGUCUGUAAACUUGAAGAAACAAAUUGCAGUCAACUGUGCAUUUUUAGGAUGAUGUCCAGUCUUAGAAAUAUCUGUUCAACAAUAGUUCCAAACAUUUCCAAGCAAGCCAAACCAAAAGGUAGUGUGUUAGUAAUUGCUUACAGCAAAGGAAUGUACUAUGCAGCAGCUGUAUUUUAAAUAGAGGUAUUGGGGAAGAGCAACACCAGAGGCUAUCAAUAUGAAGUAGUCAACAGGAAAUCCAUUUGGAGAUUGAGAAGUAACCUCAUCAGCCAGAAAGUGAUGAGAAAUGUUGAAGUUCCUAUAACAAUGAGCAAAUGAGAUGAUUUAGGGAAUGCAUUAAUGGAGGCCGGACGUGAGUAAGGGAGGAGAGGCUGAAGCAUGUUAAUGCCUAAUACAUUUACAUUAGGGAAGCUAGGUGGAGAGUUGAGUGGAUCAUAAAUGCCAUUGUGAAUUGUUUGGGCUGAAUAAUCAUUUUGUGGCAUAUGUGAUAUGGAAAGAUGAUUGAUAGGAUCUAUUGUAAUAACAGAAAUAUGAACGUUUACAAUCAAUACUGAACAACUGGAUGUUUUUUUUCCUCUCUCCAGUCUCUGCACAUGCUUCCAGUGGGUGAUAGAUUACCUGCUUUUUUUUUGUGUACCCCUAUAUUUGGUAACAAUCAAUCUGAAUAUGGCCCUGCCUUGGUAUUUGCAUUUCAGCAAGGAUAGUUUUGAUUUUAUCUUCAUUUAAUUGAUGCCCAAGAAGUUAUUGUUGUCAGUGAUAUCAUAACAGAAAAAUAAUUUAAAGUAAGUUUGCUUUUACAGCAUUGUGGUUCAUUUUACUCACUCAGGAAUAUGAAUACCAAUGGUUAAGAAGGGGAGAAAUGGUCAUUUUCCUGACUCAUCAGUACACAUGAAGAGAAGGUUGUCUGCUGCUGUGUUACCCUUACAGUAUUUACUGUCAGUGCUAUUAUGAAUAACAGUAUUAGAAGCUGCAGGAUAUCUAUAAAAAUUAUAAUCAGUAAACUUCAAAUUUAAGCUUGAUGUUAAACUUAAGGGUAUGAACUUCUCAUUAACAGAGGAAUUAUGAAGUUAGGGACAUAGUAUCUGACUCUGAAGUUGGUAAUCUAAACCUACACUGAAACAGGCCCUUUGGCCUAUGCAAUCUGUGCCAAAUUGUUCUGAGUAGUCCUAUUGAUCCACUGCUGAACCAUAACCCUACCAUGCAUGUAGUUAUCCAAGCCUCUCAUAAACGUUGCAGUCAACCCUGCAUCCACUGCUUCAGCUGGCAGCUCAUUCCACUCUCACCACCCUCUGAAGUUUCCCCUCAGGUUAUUUCACCUUUCAGCCUUAACCUUUGAUCUCUAGUUCUCGUCUCACCCAACCUCAGUGGAAAAAGCCUGCUUCCAUUUACCCAUUCUAUAUCCUUCAAAUCUCCCCUCAUUCUCCAACUCUCUCAGAUUUUGUCUUGUCAAAUUAUUCUGUAUUCAUCUUACUGAUCUUUUCCUGCAAGUGACUGGAACUGCACACAAUACUCCAAAUUCGGCCUCACGAAUGUCUUAAAUUUCUAUGUAACAUCCCAACUCCUGUACUCAAUAUUCUUGAUUUAUGAAGAAAAUGUGACAAAAGCUCUUUAUGACCCUAGCUACCUGUGGCAUCACAUUGAAGUAACUAUACAUCUGUAUUCCCAGAGCCCUUUGUUCUACCACAUGACAUAGUGCCCUAGCUUUCACUGUGGAUGUUGUAUCCUGGUUUGUCCUCCCAAAUUGCAACACUUCACUCCUGUCAGCAUUAAAUUCCAUCUGCCAUUUUACACCCAUUUUCCCAGCUGAUACAGAUCCUGCUGCAAGCUGAUAGCUUUCCUUGCUGUCCACUAUGUCCCCAAUUUUGAUGUCAUCACGAAUUUGCUGAUGCAGUUUACAUUAUCAUCAAAGUCAUUAAUCGGUGACAAACAGCUACUACUUGCAAGCACCCAGUAUGAGAGGCAAUUAUCUGCCUCCACUCAGCAGCUUCUCCCACUACGAAUGUUGAAUCCAAUUAUCUCAUCCUGAAUACCAGGUAACAGAACCUUCUUAAUCAGCCUCUCAUGGGAUUUUGUUAAAUCCCUUGCAGAAGUCUGGAUAUCCACUGCCUUUCCUUAAGUUUACCAAAUAAUUUCCUGUCUUAUUUAGACCCUUCUUAAAAAAAAAUACAUCAGCUAUCCUCCAAUUCCUCACCCAUGGUUCAGAACAUUUCAAAUUUCUGCUGGAGACCCUGCAAUUAAUGCACUAUCCUUCCCACAAGACCUGAGGGAUUUAUCCACCCCAAUUUGCUUCAAGACAGUAAACAUCUUCUCUUCUGUAAUCUGGAUCCAUGGCCUCACUUCUUCCAUUUCUUGAGUAAAUGGGUGGGGGGAAAAAUCCAUUUGAGGUCUUCCAUCUUUUUUAGCUCCAUGCAUAAUGGCUAUGCUGAUCUUCAAAUGAAUCUAUUUUGUCCCUUACUAGCCUUUUGUUCUUAAUGUGUAUAAGUAUUUGGUAUUCUUUGCCAUGUCAAUCAGAGCAACCUCUUAGCUUCUUUGAGUCCUCCUGACUCCAUGUUCUCUUGGCAUUUCUCAAGCACCUUCUUAACCAGACCCAAUAUUCCUUCAAAACCAAGGUUGCCUAAACCUGCUACCCUUUCCUUGUAUUCUAACAGGAACGUGCAACCUCUGUACUCACUUUUGAAGGCCUCCCACUUAUUGCAAGAAAACCUGUCCCACUCCACACUUGCCAGAUCCUUUCUCCAAUUUAGAAUCUCAAUCCAAGGACCAGUCCAAUCCCUCUCUAUAAUUAUCUUUAAACUAAUGAAAUUUUGAUCACUCGCUCCAGUGUUCCCCGACAAAUACUUGUCACCUGCCCUGUCCGAUUCCCUAAUAGGGGUACUAUUACACUCUCCAGCUGAAACUGUCCUGAAUGCAUGACAAUAUCCAUCUGACCCAGUUUUACAUUAAAAUCAUCUAUCACAACCGUAAUUGAGUAAUACUCAAAAUACAUAUCAAAAAGGAAGUUUGUAGAACUAAAAAGUGGGAGGGUGAUCGAAACAAUUUCUGUCAAGUGUGGCUCUUCAGAGUUAUAACCACCUUUGCUGUGUGCAGACACU
Molecule: messenger RNA, 13338 nt
Organism: Mobula hypostoma (lesser devil ray)
Lineage: Eukaryota; Metazoa; Chordata; Chondrichthyes; Myliobatiformes; Myliobatidae
Gene: usp9
Product: ubiquitin specific peptidase 9
Exons: 47
Coding region: 875-8533 (2552 amino acids)
Biological process (GO): protein deubiquitination; cell migration
Cellular component (GO): nucleus; cytosol
Molecular function (GO): cysteine-type deubiquitinase activity
Source: RefSeq, a predicted model, not a curated record